Messenger RNA from Symsagittifera roscoffensis, 1775 nucleotides. RefSeq names its product MFS-type transporter SLC18B1-like. Bases 350 to 1693 code for a protein of 447 amino acids. The record is from RefSeq and is a predicted model, not a curated record. NCBI's taxonomy places the organism in Eukaryota, Metazoa, Xenacoelomorpha, Acoela, Convolutidae. Gene Ontology annotation, molecular function: transmembrane transporter activity. The transcript is spliced from 3 exons. Gene Ontology annotation, biological process: transmembrane transport.
AAACAACAUUUUUGACACUUAUUUAUUUGUUCAUACUAAAAUUUGUUUAGUCAAAUUGAGAGAUAUGAUUCAAUAGCAAAUAUUCUCAAUCAAAUUAACUACCUGACUAUUGAGAUCGGUAAGUUAUAUAGUUUGAUGGCUCUAACGUUCCAUCUUAAUUGUGACAGUUCUUUUUGCUUAUCAGUUGGUCUUAAACUAUUAUGAUUGAAGCACCUGUUUGUUUGGCACUUGCUGUAGAAAUGAAUUAUGGUCCGGCAUUUAUACCCCAGUUUUUAUAACAAUCCAAUACUUUUUAUUAAAUCGUGAAAUAAAGUCUGUAUCUAAAAAAAUUGAUCGCUCUUAUUUCAAAAUGUCCACACCUUCUAAAAAAAUAGCUUGUUUUCGUUUUCGCGAACUAGCCACAGUUAUUUUAGCACUAUCGUACCAAUUUAUAUUCGGUUUAUUUCUGACAAUUACCGAACCUUUGUUCCCUUUAGAUGCCGAUGAUAAAAACAUAUCUCGUUCGGUUGUCGGAAUAAUAUCCGGAUGUUCCGACAUCGCCUCGGCGCUUUGCGGGCUUCUCUUCCCUAAAAUUGUUCACAUGGUCGAUAUGAAGACGUUUUUCUGGGUCGGCCUCGGGCUUAUUUCGGGUUCAAAUUUACUCUUCGGGCUGAUUACUUAUAUAACCUCGACUUGGGUUUACAUAGGCGUGGCUUUGGUUUUAAGAGUCGGAACUGGAGUCGGUUAUUCGGCAUGUUGGGCGUCGUUAUUUCCCAUUCUUCUCGCUCUUUACCCGGACCGAGCUGGACUAAUGUCGGGUCUGACAGUCAUCGCGUUCGAGAGCGGGUCCAUUUUGGGCCCAAUUUUAGCGAGUGUCUUUUAUAACAUGCAUGGGUUUGCAUUGCCUUAUUUGGUGACCGGUUCGUUUGGGCUUUUUGUGACGUUUCUGUGCAUUGUGUUUAUGCUCCCUCAAGAUAAUCAGGGAAGUGACAAGAAAGAAAAAGAAAAACUGGUUGAGAAGGUUAAAGAAUCAUCAUCGUCUUCUCAGUCAUUGCAAACGAGAUCAGAGGUGAUGCAAAAAGUGUGCAGAUCCCCCACGAUUGCAAUCAGCACCAUCCCCUACGCCCUCAACUACUCCCUUCUGGGGGUCAUCGCCGUCUUCUUCUCCCCUUUCCUAAUCAACGUCGUCAAAAUACAAGAGAGCUCAAUUGGACUUUACUACGUUCCACAUGCUGUGCUAGCCUUGAUUUGCUCACCUGUCGUCGGUUAUUUAGUCGACAAAGGAUACAAAUGGACAAUCUUUUUCCUCUCUCCUAUUUUGGGCGCCAGCGGAUGUCUACUUUUGGGUGCUCUUCUGUUCUACGACGGGAGUUACGCCAACUACUUUUUAUUCUCGGGUCUGAUUUUGGCGCGGGGGUUCUGUUACAUAACUGGCUACGUUGCCGGUUUAGUAGUUCUUCAUGAUGUGUUUAAACAGGAGCUUUCAAACUCAUCGAAUUCGACAGAAUAUCGUUUUCUGAUGUCAGCAUGGACCAAUACGUGGUCAAAAGUAGGCGUGACUUUUGGCUCUAUUAUUAUUGGCGGCUUAGUGUUUGAGUUUUUGGGCUAUGCAGGUGCUAUUGCACUUGAAAUGUCGAUGUUUCUGCUUUCAAUUAUAUUUUCUUUACUUUCAUAUCGGCUAAUUGCUUUUCCGAAGAAAUACUCCACAAUAUGAAUUAUUAUUCACGAACUUUUUGACCAAAUUUUGAUUAAUUUAAUUUGAUGCGUUUUUUUCUCGAAUAGAAAUAGGCCAAAUU